AUGGCCUGCCUAUUGUUGUGUCGUGCUGCCGCAUGCCUGGGCCCCGUGACCUCAAGCUCCUGUGCUAGCCUUGCCUUCCUGCACCACUUUGCCUCGGCCGUUCGACCCCAAGCCAUCCUCGCAUCGCGGUCUUCAUCUGCCAAGGACGCCAAGACCUUUUCAUGGAUGCGUCAAGUACCCUGCUGCCCUACGGUAUCGCCAAGAACGCGUUCUGCGAUGACCGGUGUUUUUGAAGGCUGCCAAGUACCAUUUUGUCAGACGCCCGAACGACUACCACACCGGAAUGUCAAGUACAUGGACACGCCGAGUUCCUCUCCGAAUGUGGGUAUGACUACCCUAGCACCGAAGACCUUGGAUGCCCGAACGAGUCCGGACCGAAACGCUAAGUACCACUAUCCAUCUUCUAGGAUUUCACCAAGUACCACACCAGACGCCAAGUACAAUGAUGAUCAGUGA
Triticum turgidum subsp. durum (durum wheat) is the source of this 456-nucleotide messenger RNA. The record is from the annotation of a GenBank genome assembly. NCBI's taxonomy places the organism in Eukaryota, Viridiplantae, Streptophyta, Magnoliopsida, Poales, Poaceae.